Trichoderma reesei QM6a is the source of this 1491-nucleotide messenger RNA. Its product is annotated as catalase. The record is from RefSeq and is a predicted model, not a curated record. Gene Ontology annotation, cellular component: cytoplasm; mitochondrion; peroxisome. The transcript is spliced from 2 exons. Bases 1 to 1491 code for a protein of 496 amino acids. NCBI's taxonomy places the organism in Eukaryota, Fungi, Ascomycota, Sordariomycetes, Hypocreales, Hypocreaceae. Gene Ontology annotation, biological process: hydrogen peroxide catabolic process; response to hydrogen peroxide. Gene Ontology annotation, molecular function: heme binding; catalase activity.
AUGGUCGCCAACGACACCCCGGCUUCUACCUUCCGGUACAACGAAAAGCCAGUCUACACCACCUCCAAUGGUGCUCCCAUUGACAACCCCGAGGGCUGGCAACGCCCCGGCACCAUUGGACCUCUGCUUCUCCAAGACUUUCACCUGAUUGACGCCCUGGCUCACUUUGACCGCGAGCGUAUUCCCGAACGUGUCGUCCAUGCAAAGGGGGCUGGGGCAUACGGCGUCUUUGAAGUCACUCAUGACAUCACAGACCUCACCUCCAUCAACAUGUUUGAUACCGUCGGAAAGAAAACCAACUGCGUUGCGCGCUUCUCGACUGUCGGCGGCGAGAAGGGUUCUGCCGACACUGCCCGUGACCCUCGCGGCUUCGCCAUCAAGUUCUACACAGAAGAAGGCAACUGGGACUGGGUGUAUAACAAUACCCCCGUCUUCUUCAUCCGUGAUCCUACCAAGUUUCCACUCUUCAUCCACACUCAGAAGCGGAACCCCCAGACGAAUCUGAAAGAUGCCACCAUGUUCUGGGAUUAUCUCUCCACCCACCAAGAGGCGAUCCAUCAAGUAAUGACUCUCUUCUCCGACCGAGGCACCCCCUACUCCUACCGGCACAUGAACGGAUACUCUGGUCACACUCACAAGUGGACCAAGCCUGAUGGAUCGUUUGUGUACACGCAGGUUCACCUCAAGACCGAUCAGGGCAUCAAGACGUUCACCGGCGAAGAGGCCGCCAAGAUGUCUGCCGAGAACCCAGACUGGAACACUCAAGACCUCUUUGAGGCUAUUCAAAAGGGAGACUUUCCCAGUUGGACAGUCUAUGUCCAGGUUCUCACUCCUGAGGAAGCUGAGAAAUUCCGAUGGAACAUUUUUGACUUGACCAAGGUUUGGCCUCAGAAGGACGUGCCCCUGAGGCCCUUUGGCAAGUUCACUCUCAACAAGAACCCCGAAAACUAUUUUGCCGAGAUUGAGCAACUCGCCUUCUCUCCCUCGCACUUGGUUCCCGGCGUUGAGCCUUCCAUCGAUCCUGUGCUGCAGUCCCGACUGUUCUCUUACCCUGACACUCAUCGUCACCGCCUUGGCGUCAACUAUCAGCAAAUCCCUGUCAAUGCGCCUCUCAAGGCAUUCAACCCCUUCCAGCGCGAUGGUGCCAUGGUCGUCAACGGCAACUAUGGUGCCAACCCCAACUAUCCCAGCUCCUACAGGCAGCUGACGUACAAGGCUGUCAAGCCCAUCGUCACGCAUGAGACCUGGUCUGGCCAUGCCGUCCAUGAGCUCUUCCAAGACGUCAACGAUGAUGACUUUGUGCAAGCAAAGGGUCUCUGGGACGUCCUCGGUCGCACUCCCGGGCAGCAAGACAACUUUGUCUCGAAUGUCGCCGGCCACUUGUCGGCCGCUCAUCAAGACACCCGCAACAGGACAUAUGCCAUGUUCACGCGUGUGGACCCUGGCUUGGGGGCUUUUAUUCAGGAGUCGACGGAGAAGCUUGUCAAAUAG